Molecule: messenger RNA, 3051 nt
Organism: Capsicum annuum
Lineage: Eukaryota; Viridiplantae; Streptophyta; Magnoliopsida; Solanales; Solanaceae
Exons: 3
Coding region: 2500-2973 (157 amino acids)
Source: RefSeq, a predicted model, not a curated record
AUAAGUAUAAGAUAAUAUAGAGUUCACAAAAGUUAGAAAAAAGAGUUUAUUAAUUGAAGGGUGGUGUUCUUUUUGUGAAUCUUUGAAUUCAAUUUUUAUGCAGAGUUGUUUAGUUAUUUUCCGUGAGAAGGCUAUUGUAUCCUAGAGGGGACAAGUCACUGCUGAAUUGGUGAAAUAAUUUGUUGAAAUGGACUUGAAUCUCCUUAAAAAGAGCGAGAUAUUAAUGCCUCAACUGAAAAAGAAUCUUUACUUGUAAUUUUUUAGUUGUAAUAUUAUUAUAUUUUUCACCAAUAUAUAUUAUAUAUAAUAAUAUUUUUUAUUACUAUCGAAUGCGAGAAAAUACGUAAAGUGAAAAAAAAUCCACUUAUUUCCUUGGAAUUUAUCCAAUUUACUGAAUGUGCUGUCACAUUUAGAGUGAUGUUGGAUUAGACUAUUUACGCGUGUACUAAUAAUCAAAACUUCGUCCCAAAUAAUUAAGAAUACAAUUGAAUAUAAUUAUAAUUAGACAUCAGAAAACUUUAGGAGCAACUUCACAACUUCAUCCUCAGGUAAUUCAUGCUGUAAUUGAAUUAGAUACUUCCUUCGUUUUAAUUUGUUCGUUUUAUUUUCUUUUUAAUUCGUUUUAAAAAAGAAUGCAUCUUUCUUAUUUGGGCAACUCUUUAAUUCUUAUUUUACACGUGACCUGUGUGUAAAGACCACAAGAAAAGAUAUUAUUUUGGUUCAUUUUACUUACUGUUAUCUUGAUGACUUGAUGUAUGCAGUGGAAUAAAUUUUUAUGGAAAAAAUGCAAUAGUUAGGCAUCAAGUGGUAUCUAGUGAUGUAGAAUGUUACACGAGUACACUAUUUUUCUGUAUAGGAAGACUCUUUUCUCAGCAGAAACUGGAUGGAAUUACUUACUGUGAUUUGUUUGGGUAGUUUGUUAAAUAAAUCAAGAUUGGUGACUAGAUGAUCAUAUAAGUUGGUCGCCUGUUUGACUUAACAUGUUAUGCAAUUGAUGUUUGUAAAGCCAUAGGUUCUAUAAUUAUGGUGAAAUGAACUUGGAAUGCUAGGUAUGCCAAGGCCAAGAUUGUUCAAUGCUAGUUGUGAUUUAGUAGAGUUUAGAGUUUAGACAUGUAGCAAUUGUGGCAUCUAUUUAAUGCACAUUGUGUGAAUAAAGCCUACUUAAUUAGGCUAUGCUAGUUUGAAGUCUCAUCCAUUCGAACAUUGGACAUUUUUCUCCUUAUCAGCAAAAAAAGGUAAUGUGAUCAUCCUUCUUUCUGUUUAAUUCGUUUUUCAGUUUUAAUACUAUGGAAUUCUCAUGAAGUAUUUAUGGGAAUCUUGCUGCACAUAAUGCAUGUCAUGAAUGUUAAAUGGAUUUGUGACUUCAACUGCAGUGCACCCCUCCUUUUAUUCUUACAGCCGUAUUUAACAAUGUAAGUAGCUCUGGAGUAACUGGUAAAGUUGCUGCCACGUGACCAGGAGGUCACGUGUUCAAACCUUGGAAACAGCCUCUGGCAGAAAUGCAAGGUAAGGCUGCGUACGAUACACCCUUGAGGUGGGACCCUUCCCCGGACACCGCGCAUAGCGGUAGCUUUAGUGCACCGGGCUGCCCUUUUUUAAGUAGCUCUGUCUAGAUAGUUUGGAGAUUCCUUACCUUUCGUACUCUUGUUUAUUUUCUGCAGAUUUUACUGCCAUAUGGUGACUCCUAAUGGGGAAAAGCAACGUUUACUUCUUGAUGUACUUAGCAACCUUCCUGAAAAUGUAAUCGAUAACAUACUUUUGUGUUUGCCUUUACGAGAUGCUGUGAGGACAAGUAUCUUAUCGAAAAAAUGGAGAUAUAAUUGGUGCAGACUUCCACAGCUGAAGCUUGAUCAAACACUCUGGGAAACAACGAAUGACUUAAUAUCCCCCACUGUUAGAUUUACUGACGUUGUCUUUCACCUUUUGACUCUUCAUGCAGGACCAAUUCCUAAGUUCAUUCUCUCUAUCGUUGAUCCUUGAUCCUGUCGACUUCCCUAAGAUUGACAACUUGAUAUAUUUCCUCUCAAGAAGUGGCAUUCAACAUCUUGUUCUUCAACUUCCAACGGGUAACCUAUACAAACUGCCUUCUUCGUUUUUCAUAUGUUUGCAGUUGAGGCAUUUGACUCUCCAGAGAUGUUUAGUACGUCCUCCACCGGUUUUUAAGGGAUUUGAUAGAUUAAUUAGCCUAGAACUGCGUCAAGUCACAAUUUCUACUGAAGCUCUUGGAAGUUUUAUCUCCGGUUGUCCGUUGCUUGAGCAUUUAGUGCUGGAACACUCAGAUAAUCCAAACCACAUGGAAAUUAAUGCUCUCAAGUUGAGGUCAUUUGUGUUUAUAGGCAAUAUACAUUUUAUAAAUCUAAAAUAUGUCCCUCUUCUUGCAAAAGUUUCACAUGAGUCUAUAGAAUCCUCUGUAAAGGCAGGAAAUUAUGAUCUUGCGGCAUUUUUCAAGUCUAUUCCUGCUCUCGAGAAUCUUCACUGGGAUUACAGUAACUUCCGUUCAUGUUUUCAGGACCAGGUGAAGUACCAGAAAAGCUUCCUUCUGCUCUUAACUGCCUUAAACGUCUUUACCUAUCCGAGGUCUGCGUGGCGGAACAUGUCGAGGUUGCAUGGGCUCUUUGCUUGAUAAGAAGCUCCCCAUAUUUAGAGGAACUUGAAAUUAAGGGGCCUGGUGAUCUUUCUGGUGAAUUACUUGCUUUUGUACCUUGGGGCGUUGAGGAUGAAAUUCCUGCAAGCUUCUCAGAUGUGACAUAUAAUUACCUCAGGGUAGUUAAGAUUAAAGGUGUAGCAGGAGCAAAAGUUGAAAUGCAACUUAUCAAGGUUUUAUUGGCCAAGUCUCCGGUGUUAAGGAGAAUGGUGAUCGACCCCGAUAUAGGAGGUGAUGAAUCUCUCAAAGUACUUGCGCAGAUAACAAAAUUUCAGCGGGCAUCACUGAAAGCAGAAGUUGUAUAUAAUGUGAAUGCCUAUCCUGAUUAGGAACCUGCUUGAUUAUAUCAAACCAUGAUCUUCGAUCGGCCAAGAUGUUUUGAAAACUUCAGUGUCAAUAAAUAGAAA